GAUUUUUCAAGCACCAAAAUUGAUAUGCAUGACAUUCAGCCAUCGCCAUCUUCUUCUCUACUGUACUUCGGUCACCAAGAAAAUUACAAAUUCUCAAUUUCAAAACGAAUAUUUUUCAAAAGUUUUUAAAUAAUGGGUAUUUUGAGAAGUAUGGCCUUGAACGACAAUAAAAUUAUUUCCUAUGGCAUGAUACUAUUUCUUACUAUAGCGACAUUUUGUGGGCAUAAGGUAGAAGAAGGCCAUGUUGGGAUUUAUUAUCAGGGAGGUGUCCUGCAGAGAGAAAUUAGCUACCCCGGCUAUCAGUUUGGGAUACCAUUCAUUACCACUUUCGAGACAGUUCAGGUAACUUCGAGGAUAUCUACAAUCAAAAAUGUAUCAUGCGGAACAAAUGAAGGCAUAAUGAUUACUUUUGAUUCAAUUGAAGUUGUACAUCAAUUAGAUUCGGAAAGCGUUGUUGAUAUCAUCAAAAACUACACAAGAAAUUACGAAGACAUUCUGAUCAAACACAGGGUGCCCCACAAAUUAAACCUGUUCUGCAGCAGGCACACAACUCAAGAGAUAUACAUCGAUCUAUUCAAGGAAAUCGGGAGUGAGCUCAGAGAGAUGUUGCAAGACGACCUGAUUUCGCUGGCCCCUGGCCUGAAGAUACACUCGGCGACGUUGUCCAAACCGAACAUUCCACGAGAUUUGGUGAAGAAUUUAGAAAGGAUAGAACUCGAAGCGACUAAUUUUCGCAUUGCUGCAGAACGUCAAAAGGUACUGGAAAAAGAAGCCGAAGUAGAGAUGAUCAGAGCUACCCUAAAAGCUGAAAAAGAAGCUCGACUGGAGAGUAUCCGAUUAGAGAAAAGGCUGAUAGAAUUGGAAUUAUUGCGGAAAAUUGCCCUAAUUGAAAAUGAAAUUCACGCGGCACGACAAAAAAAUCUUGUCGACGAGGAAAUCUACAAGUUGCAGAGACAAGCCGAAAUCAAUAAUAUCUUGUACACACCCGAGUACAUAGAAGUGAAGAAAUACGAAGCGAUCACGUGUAACCCAAAAAUUAUGCGCGGUGCCGAUAUCACCAACGUUUUUCCGCCUGCUGUACGAAAGCCACAAGCCCAUGAAUGCCCACCAGAUAAUGAAAUUCUAAAAGUUGGGGACACUAGGACAAACACAACUUUUGUAUAGUGGUGCAGUUGAGUCGAGUUGAAUUUUCAUGUGUCAAUGUGUAGGCCUUUUGCCUCCCUUUGUUUGUGAUUAUGUUGUGUAUGUAGUCUAUAUAUUAUAUGAAGAAAAAUAUGAUC
Messenger RNA from Leptinotarsa decemlineata (Colorado potato beetle), 1280 nucleotides. Its product is annotated as erlin-2-B. Lineage: Eukaryota; Metazoa; Arthropoda; Insecta; Coleoptera; Chrysomelidae. Gene Ontology annotation, cellular component: endoplasmic reticulum membrane; endoplasmic reticulum. Gene Ontology annotation, molecular function: cholesterol binding; ubiquitin protein ligase binding. Gene Ontology annotation, biological process: SREBP signaling pathway. The record is from RefSeq and is a predicted model, not a curated record.